AAUAGUGAAACAACAGUCACUCUCGUUUUCCUUCUUUUUUAAGCGGGUCGUGGUCAACCCAAGUUCAAUUUCCAUAAACCCAUUGCAUCAUAUGGCGAAACGUACAGUUGCUGACGUCGUCGUCGUUCUCAGUGACAGUGACGACGAACACAACGGAGUAGUACUACGACGAGGAGGAGCAUUUCGGAGCAGAUCGGCGUCACUGAUGGAGAAUCGGCAAGUUAGAAGUGCGAUCGUCGACGCGACGGCGACUCCUCGAGAAACCCUAGAAUGCCGGAGCUUCUGGAAAGCGGGAGAAAACUUUGUGAUCCCGAAGGCUGUUACUCCUACAGCUCCAGGUAUGGUUGAGCAUGCUCGUGUUCAUCCCAAGUUCCUUCACUCUAAUGCCACGUCACACAAAUGGGCCUUUGGAGCAAUCGCAGAGCUACUUGAUAAUGCUGUUGACGAGAUACAGAACGGUGCUACUUUUGUCAAGAUCGAUAAGGUUGAUAUUGCCAAAGAUAACUCACCAGCUUUAGUUUUCCAAGAUGAUGGAGCCGGGAUGGAUCCUGAUGGGAUUAGAAAAUGUAUGAGCUUAGGCUACUCAUCAAAGAAGUCUAACACAACGAUUGGACAGUAUGGAAAUGGUUUCAAGACAAGUACCAUGAGACUCGGAGCUGAUGCCAUCGUUUUUACUCGCUCAACUCGUGGAGGCAAAUCAACCCAGAGCAUCGGCCUUCUGUCUUACACGUUCCUUAGGCGAACUGGUCAGGAUGAUGUGAUUGUUCCUAUGAUUGAUAUUGAUAUAUCCAGCGAUCUGCCCCAACCAAUUAUUUAUGGCACUCCCGAAGAUUGGUCUACCAACCUUAACAUUCUUCUCAAGUGGUCUCCGUUUUCAACAGAGGAUGAACUUUUGCAGCAGUUCGAGGAUAUUGGAACACAUGGAACAAAAGUAAUGAUAUACAACUUGUGGCUUAAUGAUGAAGGAAUAUAUGAGCUGAGUUUUGACGAGGAAGAUGAGGACAUACGGCUCCGAGAUCAAAAUGCCCUCGACAGGAAACGGGUUUACGGUACUGUGACAUUAGAACUAAGAUCUCAUAUUUCUUACCGCUUUCGACAUUCUCUAAAGGCUUACAUAUCCAUGUUGUAUCUCAAAAAGUUCAAAAACUUCAAAAUUAUGCUUCGGGGAAUCCCUGUGGAGCAAUUCAACAUUGCUGAUGAACUUAGAUAUCCUGAGACUAUAAUGUACAAACCCCAUGCAGCUGCAGUGGACUAUGCUGCCACUGAAAUUAAAGUUGGAUUCGUCAAGGAGGCACCUAAACUUCCAGUAUGUGGUUUCAAUGUCUAUCACAAAAACCGUCUCAUCAUGCCUUUCUGGAAAGUCACACUGGGCGGUUCGUGUAACGGAAACGGUGUUGUCGGAGUUCUUGAAGCAAACUUCAUAGAACCUGCUCACGAUAAGCAAGAUUUUGAGAGGUCUUCUCUAUUCCAGCGGCUAGAGGCGAGGUUGAGAAGGAUUAUCCUGGAUUACUGGAAAAGCCGCAGCGAGGCUGUUGGAUACCAUCCUCACUUCCGUGCACCUAAGUCGAGGAGGACAGCAACACCUGAUCAACCGCCUAGUGACGAUACAUUCAACCCUUCACCUUUGCCUUCUGAUAAAAUUAGUCAAGGUGGUCCGGUAAUACGUGAAAUCAGUCUUAGUAAAGGCACUUCUAGCCGUACAGUUGCUCUUCCACCGCCACAUAUGAGAAAUUUCACGGGUGUAAGAAGUAACUUCCAACCCGUGCAGCCUAACCAUCAACCUGUGCAGCCUAACCAUCAACCUCUGCAGCUUAAUCCUCAACCUGCAGCUACCGAAUCUGGAGACAACCUCGGUGGCAAGUCAGCAUAUAAGCUAAGCGAGGAGAACAUACAACUGUUCAUGGAGUGCGAGGAAUAUGCAAAGAAAGAGACUGAAAUGGAACAGACGGUAAGAAACUUAGAGAAGGAACUGGAAGAAGCGAAAAGUAAAUGUGCACUACUUGCUCUGCUUGUCAAUGCUAAGAAGAUGGAGAUUGAACAAGUUUAGAUAACACGUUAACACUCUCUACUCUCUAGAAUCUGAAGAAACCCAACUUUUAUUUAGAUCUUUUGGUAUGUUAAUAUGUUGUGCACGCUCCCAGCAACAAUAAGACCGAUAGCUGGGAAAUAGGCUUUUUAACGUUGUUGGACUAUAUGGCCCAUAUGCUUAUCUACACGAUAAAGGCUUGACUUGUUGUGGUUAAA
This is a messenger RNA of Raphanus sativus (radish), 2244 nucleotides long. RefSeq names its product protein MICRORCHIDIA 1. Gene Ontology annotation, cellular component: nucleus. The record is from RefSeq and is a predicted model, not a curated record. The transcript has 18 exons. NCBI's taxonomy places the organism in Eukaryota, Viridiplantae, Streptophyta, Magnoliopsida, Brassicales, Brassicaceae. Bases 92 to 2047 code for a protein of 651 amino acids. Gene Ontology annotation, molecular function: ATP hydrolysis activity.